AUGGCUGAAAUAGGAGAGGAAAUAACAAUAAAAAGAAAGAAAUAAUAUGGAUUAUGUUCUAAAUUAUGGUGUCUAAGAUGUAUGAAUUGUUGUAAAGUAUAAAUUUAUUUAAUGAUAUAUUUUUACUAUUUUAGGCUGAUGAUGUUUCAAUUUUAACAUCAAGAAAUAGAAAAGAGUUGUCUGUUAAAUUAAUGGCAAAAUAUUAGAAUGCAAUUUAAUUGGUAUUGAUUAAUCAUUAAAUAUUCAGAAUCCAGAAGAAAUUCAAGUUUUGGAUGUUCUUAUUUUAUUGUAUACUUUAGAUGAGAAAUCUUGGGCCUAUCAAUAUUUAUAUUAAUGUAAAUUGAUUUCAAAUGAUGAGAGUCCAAGAAAUGAUUUAGAAUUUUAUAUUCCUUAAUUGAUGAAUUAUUUAGUAUUUCAUGAAGAAAUGUUGAAUGUAAAAAUAUUUAUUAAAUUUAGGAAAAUAUAAGUUAAUUUAUACUUACUUCAUGUAUUCAUAAUUUCUAUUUUGCAUAAUUGGUAUAUUGGACACUUUAUUCAAUAAGUGCAAUUAUAUUUAACAACUAAGUAACAGAAUUUUAAAAGUAAUUAUAUAGAUAUAUGAAAUAGAGUAAAAUUAUAUUUACAAAAUCUAAUUAAAAGAAUGGUAUUGAAUCAUGAAACAAAUUAUGAAAUAAAAGAAUAAGAUGAAAAAAUAAAAGAAUUGAUUUCUACUUAUGGUACACCAUAAUUUGAUUAAAAUUCUUUAAAAUGUUUAAUAUUACCUGAACAUAUAUAAUUGUCAAAAUAUAUUCCUUUAGAUUAAUAAGAAGGGUAUGAUUUUAUGUCAUGUAUUAAUUUUUGGAAUGAUAUCAUUUCUAUUUCAGAUAAAUUAAAAUUUGCUGAUCCUAAAAUAAUAUCUUUACGAGCUGAUUUAUCAUUAAUAAACACUAGAUUACCUGCUAAUGUAUAUAUUCCAUUUGUAAAAGGUAUAAUUAAUAUAUAUAUAUAUAUAAGAUCAAUUGAGACAUUAUACAAUUUUAAAUAUUGUUGUUUAAGAAACAAAGAUCUUUUCAACUAAAGAAAGAGCUCCUUUUUAUAUUUGUUUAGAAGUAUAUAAUGUUGAAAAAGAAGAAAGUAAAUUUGAAGAUAAAAGAGAAAGAAAGAAUUCAGAAUUUAAUGUUGAAUUGUCUAUGUUAAGUGAUUUUAAAAGUCAAUCUAAUUUAGCUAUGUCUUAGGUGUCAAAUUAAAGUUUAGGUGUUUGUAAAUAAAUAUUUAUAUAAAUUAGCUGAAUGUUAUGAAAUAGAAUUAAGUAAAAAAGAAGAUUAAAAGAAAACAAAUAAUGUAGUAUUAGAUUUUGAGAAAAUUGGAUAGGAAAUUUUUGGUGAAGAUUCUAAUUAAAUAAGUGAAAGAAUUAGAUAAUAAUCUCCUUAUAGUCAUUUCAGAUCUUGGAGAUUAGUUCAUUUAAUUGUUAAAACUGGUGAUAAUUUAAAAUAAGAACAAUUUGCACUUUAAUUAAUCAAUUAAUUUUAAAUGAUAUUCUAAAAAGAAAGAUUACCAUUAAAACUAACAACAUAUGAUAUUUAAUCUUUAGGACCUAGUUCAGGUAUUAUGGAAAUGGUUAAAGAUGCAGCAACAAUAGAUUCACUUAAAAAGAAAUUAAAUUCUAUUGAUAAAGAUAUUACUUUAAGUCUUUUUUUCAAAAAAUAUUAUGGAUCUAAUUUACAUAAGGCUUAAAGAAAUUUUUGUUGUAGUUUAGCUGCUUAUAGUUUAAUUUGUUAUUUUUUAUAAAUAAAAGAUAGACACAAUGGAAAUAUUUUAUUACAUAAAUCUGGUAAAAUCUUACAUAUUGAUUUUGGAUUUUUUAUUAGUAUAUCACCAGGAAAAGGAUUGGAAUUUGAAAAAAAUGUACCAUUUAAAUUACUCUCUGAAUAUAUUGAUGUUUUGGGAGGAACUAAAUCUGAAAUGUUUAAUCUUUUUAGAAAAUUAUUUUUUAAAGGAUUUGUUGCUUGUUAGAAACAUUAAGAUUAAAUUCUAUUACUUGUUAAAAUGAUGUAUAGUGGACAUGGAUAUACAUUACCAUGUUUUAGUAAAGGUGAAAGUGCUAUACAUGAACUUGAAUCAAGAUUUAAUCCAGCUUGUUCAAAUGAUGGAGAAAUUUCAGUAUUUACUUAGAAGUAAAAAAAUAUCUUAUAUAAUUAUUUAGUUUAAUCAAUUAAUCUCUUGAUAAUUGGAGAGCAAAGUGGUAUGAUAAAUUUUAAUAUUACUUUUAAGGAAUAUUUUAUUGA
Paramecium primaurelia is the source of this 2264-nucleotide messenger RNA. Lineage: Eukaryota; Ciliophora; Oligohymenophorea; Peniculida; Parameciidae. The record is from the annotation of a GenBank genome assembly.